Molecule: messenger RNA, 1413 nt
Organism: Syzygium oleosum
Lineage: Eukaryota; Viridiplantae; Streptophyta; Magnoliopsida; Myrtales; Myrtaceae
Product: GDSL esterase/lipase At5g45950
Exons: 5
Coding region: 130-1209 (359 amino acids)
Molecular function (GO): hydrolase activity, acting on ester bonds
Source: RefSeq, a predicted model, not a curated record
UGGCCAUUUAUAACUCACGAACACACCCUCCCUCCCUCCGUCCAUCCCUCCCUGUCCACAGUCACGCGCCGUUUCUCAAGCUCCUCAGCUUUUUGCUCAGGCGGUGGUCUUGCGGCAGCUGCGGCGAAGAUGAGGGCGGCAGGGGCGGGGAUGGCGGCGGUUGUGGCGUCGUUGGCAUUAUUGCCACUGCUUGCACAGGCCAUUGCCAUAGACAAAAUGAGGCAAUUGGCAGCUAAAAACAAUGUGACCUGCAUUCUGGUCUUUGGGGACUCAAGUGUUGAUCCUGGGAACAACAACCGGCUUCAGACCACCAUGAAGAGCAACUUCCUUCCUUAUGGAAGAGACUUCUUCAAUGGCCACCCAACUGGGAGGUUCUGCAAUGGCAGGCUCGCCACUGAUUUUAUUGCCGAGGCACUUGGGUACACCAAGGCAAUCCCAGCAUUUCUUGACCCGAAGCUGACCAGAUCAGAGCUCCUUCACGGGGUUAGCUUUGCAUCCGCUGCUUCCGGAUAUGACGAUUUCACUGCCAAUAUCUCGAGUGUGCUCCCAGUAUCGAAGCAGCUGGAGUAUUUUCUGCAUUACAAGCUCCACCUGAGUAAGUUAGUGGGGGGGAAGAAGGCAGAAGAUAUCAUCAACAAUGCAGUGUUCAUCAUGAGCAUGGGAACUAAUGACUUCCUCCAGAAUUAUUACCUGGACCCGACUCGCCCCAAGCAGUACUCCUUGCAAGCCUACCUAACCUUUUUGAUCUCUUGCAUGUCUCGUGACAUUCAGGAAAUGCACAGAUUGGGGGCUAGGAGAUUGGUCAUCGUCGGGGUCCCGCCUCUGGGAUGCAUGCCACUCGUCAAAACCCUAAUGGACACGAAGACUUGCUACCAAGACUACAACAAGAUAUCUUUCUCGUUCAAUUUUCUGAUCCGGAGAAAACUGGACUCUCUGAGGAAAAGCAUAGGGCUGAAGACCAGCUUCGUGGAUGCUUAUGCCGUCAUACAAGACGCGAUCAACCGCCCCAACAGAUACGGUUUGACGGAGACGAGCAAAGGGUGUUGUGGGACAGGAACGGUGGAGUAUGGGGACACAUGCAAAGGGCUGACCACAUGUUCUGAGCCAGAGAAGUAUGUCUUCUGGGACGCUGUUCAUCCUACCGAGAAGAUAUACAAGAUCGUUGCUCUCAAGGCCAUUGCAUCUUUCGAUGAAAACCUUCUUGCCUAGAGCACCUCUCCGAUGUUAAACUACGGAGGCAGUUGACGUAUACUGGGUUUGGGAUUUUUUAUUUGCAUUGUCGAAUUUGUCGUAAUCCUAGGACGCUAAGGUGGGCACUUGAUUUCGACGUUCUAGCCAGUACGUUUGAUGUACAUUGUUGAAUUAUAUCUCUAUCGAGUAAUAUAUAUCGCCGAGAGUUCACUUUUAGGGUUA